UGGCGACCGAUCCCUCUUUCACCGACUGCACUCAUCAUUUCAUUGCCUAAUUUUCCCCAAUUCCUCCAAAUCCCUAACUCCCCAAUCUCAAAUUUCCUCAAACUGUAGAAUAUUUUCUGCCAAAUCGAAAUCCACUGACGGCUCUCUCCGAUCGGCACCACGAGAAUUACGAGAUAUUUGUGGCUGCGAAUGCCAUGGAGAAGGAGGCGUCCGAAGAGAUGAGUCCGCCCCCUCAGCCUGUUGAUUUUCCAUUAGCCACUCUGCUACGGGCAUCCGAUCCCGAUCAGAAGCCUGCGAAAAAGCCAACUCGCCAAUGGGCCGCAUGGACACACCAGGAGGAAGAGAGUUUCUUCAAUGCUCUUCGCCAAGUAGGAAAAAAUUUUGAGAAGAUUACACUCCGUGUCCAGAGCAAAAAUAAGGAUCAGGUCAGACAUUAUUACUAUCGCCUUGUUAGACGCAUGAAGAAAAUUCUGGGUCCUGAAUUCUCACUUGAUGCAAGAAACUCCAAGGACACCAUUGCUGCUAUGCUCCGCUGGUGGUCUCUGCUCGAAAAAUUUAGCUGCAGUGCUUCAAAGCUGCAUCUGAGGCCUCGGAGAAUGAAAACAUUUGUAGAAACAUUGGGAAAUCAACUGCUAAAGGACAGAAAGAGAACCAGAAGAAAGUGUCCACAAGGGGAUAUGUACCUAGCUUCAUCUCCGAUUCUCAGCAAGACUCCAGGAAAUCAAUCUUCCUCAGUAGAACUGUUGCCCAUGGAUGCACAAGAUGGUAGCAUUGUAGCCUAUUCUAAAGGAGCAUUUUCCAAACGGGUUGUAGAAACAAAUUCUAACAGGUCAGGAGCAAUCAAAGGGGACCUCUCUGCCACAAGAACUGUGAAACAGAAAAGGAGAGCAGGUGGCGUUGGUGCAACUGCUGCAUACAAAAAAUGGGAGAGAGCUGCCAUGGCUGGUGUUUCUUUGGUUGCUGAUGCAGCUGAAGAGAUCGAACGCAGCAUAGUGACCCAAAACUUGUGUAAUGUUGAUGCAAGACCACUAGCUUCAUCAUCAAACAAUGUAGCUACUGUUGAAGCUAUUGGCACAAAUCAGAUCAAGGAAGCAGAUCCGCAAGCACCUUCAAAGCUGAAACUACAGUUAUUUCCAAUAAAUGAAGCUACACGGAAGGCAUUGGAGAAGGAUGAACAUAAUCCACAUCUGGAGCUCACAUUAAGUGCUAGGAAAAAAAUGUCGUCUGUUUUAGAACAUCUGAACCGCAAGUGGGGCAACUCAAAUAUUGCAUGUGGAGAGCUUGUGCUUUUUCCAUAUUGUGCUCAUCAAGAGGAUUUAGCUACAUAUCAGAGGUGGACAACAAGAGAUACUGUUGCAGUAGCUGACGUUUUUCUUUCAGUGAAUAGUCCCUCUGUAUUCCGAUUAAGGUAUGGGUGGUUUUCCCUUGCUGAGCUUGAAGCAGGAGUAAGUGAAAUAUCUUUGACCCACUUUGAGAAUUGCAUGAUACCUGAAGACGUCCAGGUGAAAUCUUCCUCAGAGGCUUGCGCACAAAAGGAUUCUACUUCUCUCGGUGGCUUUACUUCAGAGCAUCCAUCUUGUAAUUCAAAUGACCAAUCAUCAUUGUUGCUUGGUACACCAUCUAGUACAGACAAGAAUGCUGAAGAAGAGCAGUCCACCAAUGUAUCCCCCUCACAGUCUGGCAGUCAACAUCAAGAACAAGUUCCUGACCAAGCCACUGAGGUUUAUCAGGGAAUGAAGUGUGUUGCAAUGUCUGAAGUUGAGUGGGCAGAUACACUUACUGAUAUCAGUGUUGGAUACUUACUGACAGAAGCAUCCAAGGGUGCUAAAUUGGAUUGUCCAGGGACCUCUAGUGUCAAAAAUGCUCUUCUUGAUAAUUCUUGCAGCUACGACUCGUUCGAUGCUGCUGUUGCCCUUCAUACUUCUCGUUACCAAGUCGCAGAGCAGUCUGCCCAUACAUCCCAUUCCAAUAUCUGGGGUGCAGAAGAAACAUGCGACGAGUUCAGUUUUAAAUCGGCAGCAGGUAGGAAGCAAGAAGGUUCAAACACUCUAGCUGGCAGCCCUCCCGAUAGUGACAAUGAAGUUCACUCUCCAAAUUCAGAAGGGUUUCGAGGUUUUCUUGAGGACUUGGCUGGAGGAGAGGUUGCUGAUAAUCCUUGCAUCUAUGAUGUUAAAGAUAUAGAACUUUGUGCCAUAUCACUACCUCAAAAUGACAAAGAUUCUGGAUUGAAAGAUCAGUCUCUAGCUGACAUAUACUGGCCUGAUUCACUUGGACCACUGGACUUGGAGAUACCAUCAACGAGAUACCAACCUGAAGACUUCUUCUUGGGAGAUAGUCAAAAUAGUUGGGGUCGCAUGAUGGCUAGUAGCCUGGAUGCAUUUCGAAACUUGUCAUUCUUCACGUCGGACAAGAAUGACUCGAUUCCACCCAUCAUGUAAAGUUGGAUGCUGGAGUUCAUCUUGCUACGUUGGCUAGAAAUGAUACUGCCAAUGACGCAUCGAGCCGAGGAGGAGGCUUUAUAUUGUCCAAGCGAACUGCUUGUUGCUAAUCCAACAUAUGCGGACUUGCUGUGCGUUGCAGUCAAGAGGGAUGCAUGUUGUUGUAAAACAGUUGCAUAAACGGUGCACUAACAUGUAUGUCAUGUAAACGUAUUCCUGUAAAAAAGAAAACAUACAAGGCUUGGUUACAAUAAAGCUUCUUCUUCCGUGUACAAGUUA
This is a messenger RNA of Brachypodium distachyon (stiff brome), 2717 nucleotides long. RefSeq names its product TSL-kinase interacting protein 1. Bases 195 to 2438 code for a protein of 747 amino acids. The record is from RefSeq and is a predicted model, not a curated record. The transcript is spliced from 14 exons. Gene Ontology annotation, molecular function: chromatin binding. Gene Ontology annotation, cellular component: nucleus. Lineage: Eukaryota; Viridiplantae; Streptophyta; Magnoliopsida; Poales; Poaceae. Gene Ontology annotation, biological process: pattern specification process.